AUGCCUCUCGCGCAAAAGAUCCUCGUUGUCUUUGAGGAUGGCAAGAUGACCGCCAGCUCGAUCGUCUACAAUGACAUUGCAGCACACGGAUGCAGUGGAUUCCUUAUACUCUCGGAGCCAAACAUGAGCGAUUUGCUGGCGCUACUAGGGGCUCAAGGACCAGACGGCGGUUCAACCACGUUACCAAAACUACCCAUUUUCUUUUACAGCACAUCAGAUGCCGCACUGCAAGAUGCCAAGAAUGCAGGAGUGACAUCAAUACACCAAGUGUCUGAGCACGGAAAUGACACAAAGAAUCAGAUUACGUCGUUGCUUACCGACUCAGAAAUUGUCAAAGCUCUGGUCUUUGUGCACAUUGAAGUGGCUAAGAACUCUGCCAAGUCCUGGAUCGAGUGCCUCGUGUCGGAGCUGACAGCUCAGCAGCAGCAAGACGACGGUGGCAGCUCAGUCUUUGUGUCGAUUGUCAGAACAGCCAGCCAACCAGUGUCAGAGCCGCUGGAGCCCCACGCUCUACGACCCCAACAGAGCUAUAAAAAGUGGGAUCACAAGUACCCGAAGCGUGAGGACGAGAGAGCCCCACGACGCCUCAUGUUCUCGAGCUUCUGUCAGGACCAAACUCGUCGUGAUGCUGUGCAGGAGUUUGACGAAGCAGAGAUCGACAAGCGCGGCGGAUAUGGAGCAAUGGAUGCUCGUGUGUUUAUGAAGGAAAUGGCCUUCCGGCUUGGGUGUGCGCCUAAAUACGGUGCGUAA
Messenger RNA from Peronospora matthiolae, 750 nucleotides. NCBI's taxonomy places the organism in Eukaryota, Oomycota, Peronosporomycetes, Peronosporales, Peronosporaceae. The record is from the annotation of a GenBank genome assembly.